Acytostelium subglobosum LB1 is the source of this 2817-nucleotide messenger RNA. RefSeq lists its product as hypothetical. Gene Ontology annotation, molecular function: zinc ion binding. NCBI's taxonomy places the organism in Eukaryota, Evosea, Eumycetozoa, Acytosteliales, Acytosteliaceae. The record is from RefSeq and is a predicted model, not a curated record. The coding region runs from base 1 to 2817 and encodes 938 amino acids. The transcript is spliced from 2 exons.
AUGAUCAUGGCAGACGAUAUAUCAUCUUCAUUGGACUUUCAAUUCACACCUUUGGACGACCCAUUCGACCAACCUUCAACACCUCCACCACCUCCACCUCUACCUCAACUUCGUUCAUCAUCGUCAACAGUAACAUCAACAUCAACAUCAACCACAACAACAACAAUUACAACAACAACAACUUUAUCAUCAUCAACAUCACCGUCACAACAACAAUCACAAUCACAAUCACAAUCACAACAACAACAACAGUUACUUAGAAUAGAGAAGGAUGCACCUGAAUUGAUAAUAUUGAUUGGUCCACCAUGCUCAGGUCGCACUUAUUACUAUUAUCAGAAUCUACAAUCUUCACAUGUCAGGAUAUCGGCAACAGAGCUAUUCAACAAGGACAGCGAUACAUCCUUCAGAAGUGUCAUUCAGAAUCAUGUGAUCAAGACAUUGUUGGAUGGCAAGAGUGUUGUGAUUGACGACACCAACCACUUGCAAUCAGUGCGCACAUCCUAUGUCCAGGCGCUGCUCAAGGCCAACGUGCCAAUCUCAAGGAUAUCAGUGCUCAACUUCAUCCCGGCGGGCGGCGAGCAGCAGGUCCAAUGGGCCACGGCAUGGGCCUACUGCGAGCGCGCAAUGUCCCAACUGCCCUCGGCGAUCGAACACUACAAACCACUGGAUUACGAUCAGUUCAAGGCAGAGUACCACGUUCCAAACAAGCGCGAGGGAUUCUGCGUGUUGCGCGAUGUCACCACGCCCCUCAUUCUGAACCAGCACAACGCGGCUCAGAAGAAGGAGCUGACCAACGUGGCGUUGUUCUUGGACGCACGCGCCAUCCUCAGGUUCGCCGAUCGCACGCAACAGUCAACAUUCAAGUUGCCACCAGGCACUCUCAAGUUCAAGUACGCGGUUCAGUUGCGCGAUAACAUUGACAUUGCAAUCAGAGAGUGGACCACCAGUUAUAAGUCCAUUGGACAGAAUCGCGUUGUAUUGCUCAUUGAUGAGGUGGCACUAUAUCCCGCGUCAGUGGACUUUAACGACCCAAUCACUGUGGAGUACUAUCGCAAGGAGAUCAAAAAGUGUAUCAAGACACUAUCCGAUCAGAUCUCAUUCCCAGUCUACUAUCUGUCCGUGCCUGCAUUGGUGCCUGGCAAUGACUUUUAUCGAUUCCCCAAUCUUGGACUGUUUGCCAUGGCCCAAUACAGACAUCGACUAUCCCUUCAAGGAUCAAUCGUGGUCGUGGACGACCAAGACAUCAAGUUCAGCGCGACCCUACCUUUCCAAGUCUGUUUGGCGUCCAAGUUCUUCCAAGGUUCGACCUGGAGUGUGGAAACAAAGUUAUCAAAGUGUAUUGAUAACCUUGGUAGCUUCCCAACAUUCUUGGAGAAUAUACAGUUCGUGUCUUAUGAUGAUAUUGAUGGCUUUGUUCCAGAGAAGGGCAUGCCACUAUUCGCGAGAGUUCAAGCCAACACGAAUGAGAAGUCAACAACAGAGGAACAUAUGCCCACUGGCAAACGACAUGGUGUAUUCUUCCCACAUGAAGACCACAUCAGACAGUCAGCAGCUGUUUCUCAAGAUGACAUUGCCGACGACAACGAUUUAUCAGUCAUCAACGAGCCAGACCGUGCACAAGAGCCAAGCAAUCAAACACCGCCAAUCGACACAUCAGCCAACGGUGGUAAGAUAUUACCUUGGGUCACAAACAGAUUUAUGGUGGACUUUGGUAUCGAUGAGCCAAGUGUCUAUCGUGGCGAAUCAUAUUACAAGGAGGCAAGACUGAGUAAUAUUGAUAUCAGCACAAUGGAGCCAGACUACUCGUCACCAUCGAUAAAGGUGGCGGCACAGUGUAGGGGCACAUCACCACAGCCCUACAGUCUGAUGGUGCGCUACAGAGUUCGAGGCAACACCACUACGUCACCAAUACUCGAGUCAUACUGUAGUUGUCCAAAUGGAACGAGGACCUAUGGCAAGUGCAAGCACAUCGUAGCACUGCUGUAUCAUUGUAAUGUCAACUUAUCGGAGAACCCUACCACCAACAAAGUUGAGAACAUCAUCAACAACUCACCUGACAAGCGCAACAGGAGGCUACCCGAGUGGAUGUCACCAAACAGACAAACGACCACAUCGUCCGAGUACAAGAAGGUGUCACCCAACAAGCGCACGCUCAACGUCUACUUCCCAGAGCAUCAAAUGGCCAAUCCACAGCAGAGAAAGUAUGGCAAGGCUGAGCUAGUGUUUGAGAAGCCAAAGAAUAGUGUUGGCGUUAGUGCAGGAGCAAUGGGCCCCCAGCAGACCAAGCAGCAACAGCCACCCAAACAACAAAAGCAACAACAGGCAACGGCUGCCAGUUCCACGGACAUGGUCAUCGACGUGAAGCAGGAGCCUGGAGUGAACCCAGUGGACAGCGCCAAUCAAUUCAUUCAACAACUGUUUGGACAAUAUAAGAGAUCGAAUGAUGGCAACUCAGGCGUGCCAGAUGUCAAGAAGGAUGAGGAGAUCAUGGACGUCUCGACAGAGGACGACGAAGAGGACACAGAGUUCUGCGUACCAAGGUCCAACUCUGAGGAGACACUACGCACAAUCAUCCAAAAUGCCUACAACAAAAGCCAUGAGCCAGAUCAGAUGUAUCCACUAUCGAGCCAGAUGAUGCUGGACAGCCAACAACCUCAGCAACCCCAGAUGACGACGACGACAAAUGAUGCCACAGUCGUGGCCGCUGGCGAGAAGAAGAAGCUUAGUCUCAGGCAACUGCUAGAGAGCCAAGGUAUCCAGCUCAACUUGGGUGGAUUCACCUCCACCUCAUCGCCAACCAAUUCACAAAGCACAUGA